Malassezia vespertilionis is the source of this 1857-nucleotide messenger RNA. RefSeq names its product LETM1 domain-containing protein ylh47 (gene YLH47). The record is from RefSeq and is a predicted model, not a curated record. Gene Ontology annotation, cellular component: mitochondrial inner membrane. The coding region runs from base 1 to 1857 and encodes 618 amino acids. Lineage: Eukaryota; Fungi; Basidiomycota; Malasseziomycetes; Malasseziales; Malasseziaceae. The transcript has a single exon. Gene Ontology annotation, biological process: intracellular monoatomic cation homeostasis. Gene Ontology annotation, molecular function: ribosome binding; calcium ion binding.
AUGCGCGUCAAUGUGCAGCGUGCGAUGCCGAUGCGCGUCCACUCGUUUAGCAGCACCGUGCGGGCGCUCGAAAAGACGCCUUCCGCUCCUAAAAAAGACGCCAAGGCCGAGGAACUUACCAAGAAAGAGGAUGUGACUGAAAAGAAGAGCUUGAUGACCAAGAUCAAGGAGGAGGCUGCGCACUACUGGCACGGGACCAAGCUUCUCGGGAAGGAGGUCUCGAUCUCAUUCCGCCUUUUGCGGCGCAUGCUGCUUGGCUACACGUUGACUCGGCGUGAGCACAGGCAGCUAAAGCGCACCAUGGGUGAUCUUUUGCGUCUCAUUCCCUUUAUUCCAUUCGUGAUGAUCCCCAUGGCGGAGCUGCUGCUCCCGGCCGCGGUGAAGCUGUUCCCCAACAUGCUGCCGAGCACGUUUGAGAGCAAGUUUGCGGUCGAGGAAAAGAGGCGUAAUUUGCUCAAGAUCCGUAUUGAGAUGGCCAAGUUUUUGCAGGAGUCGAUAAAGGAGGGCGGUAUUGUUGUUUCUGACGACAUCAAGGACUCGGAUGCGUUCAAGGAAUUCUACCGCAAAGUGCGCACAAAGGGUGAAGUGCCGACCAAGGAGGACGUCAUCCGUGUUGCCAAACUGUUUGACGACGAAAUGACGCUCGACAACCUCACUCGCCCGCAGCUUGUGUCCAUGUGCCGCUACAUACAGGUGAAUGCGUUUGGCACGGACAAUUAUAUGCGCUUCCAAAUUCGCCACGCCAUGGGCAGGAUCCGCCGCGACGAUUUGGUCAUUAGCUCGGAAGGUUCGCAGCACAUGUCCUACCAGGAGCUUUUGAGUGCGUGCCAAAGCCGUGGCAUAGGCACGAUGAACAUGUCUGAGGAAGAGGCGCGCGAGUGCCUAAAGGUGUGGAUUAAACUGCACGUGAAGGAAAAGAUUAGCGGCACGCUGCUGAUUCUCAGCCGUGCAUUCUACUUUAGCAGCCACCCCAACAUGCCCAAGACGUCGUACCAGGAUCAGCAGAUUGAUGCUCUGGAACACACGCUCAUGAGCCUGCCAGAGUCGCUUCUGAACGAGGCCGAGCUGCACUUUAGCAAGGAGGCCGCGACGAACAAGCAGCGUCUCGAGGUGCUCAGAGAGCAAGAGGAGCUUAUCGAGGACGAGGCCGAGCAGGAACAGAAGCACGAGGCUGCACAAGACGAGGACCGGAAGCGCAAGGAAUUGGAGAAGCUCAAGCGCGAGACCGAGGCGGCAUCUUUUGCUGUCCCGAAUGCUGCAGCGCCGCAUGACGGAGCGGCAAAGCAGAACGAGCUUGACGAUGGGCGCAUGACGCAGCGCCAGCUCUCGGAGCUCGGCGAGGCGCUCAGCAUCCUUUCCGCCAAGUCUUCCGUGCUGCGCGAACGCAAGGAGCUUUCUGAGUUGAUGAAAUCGCUUCCCAAGGAGGACAGCGAGGCGGCGCAAAAGGCCAGCGAACAAAGCGCGUCUGCCAGCAAGACUCGUGCGCUGAACAAGCGUAUCCGUGCGAUGCUGCAGCGCAUCGACGAGCAGCUCGAAGACUACGACAAGGACGUCGGCUCGCGCAUGCACUUGAUCGAGACCAGCUCCACGGGCAAGAUCAGUGUCGCGGAUUUGGAGCAGGCACUGCGACUCAUCAAAGACCGCCCUGACGAAGACAGCAUGCAAAAGAUUGUUGAUAAGCUCGAUGUGGACCACGACGGACUUGUGCCCCUCGACGAUGUCUUGGAGCUUGCACGCGACAGCCAGAACUUGCAAUCGCCCACGGACCCCGGCGAAGAGGUCCGCGAGCUGCACAAGGAGGGCAAGCGCAUUUUGGAGAAGAAACCACUCAAGAGCGAUAUUGUGAAGAAUGAGUAA